AUGUCCGACCCCUUCCUUGCCCUCACGCCGGUCUACCCGCCGCCCACCGACGAAUACAAGGACCACCAGCCCCCGCCCGCCCACCACCAGCAACACCUCCUCCCGCUCUCCCCGCCCCCCAUCGACUUCUUCUCCUUCAACUCCGCAGACAUCCUCGCACCCCACCCCGAUCUCUUCGAGUCCGAGCUCGACUCGUCCCUCGCCGCCUUCAACGAGUCCGACAUCCAGCUCCAGCUCCUCACCGUCGACUCCAACGACGCCUUCGCUUUCCUCCGCUCCGACACCCCCACUCACUCCUACCGCUCCGCCCACGGCCCGCCCUCGACGUUGACCGUCUCCUCCGAGUCCUUCUCCCAGGGCUACGACGACUCUCUCUCCGCCUACUCGGAAUCCUUCUACAACGCCAAGGCCGCGAGCCACUACUCCCUGCCCAUCGAUAUGGACUUUCAGCGGAUCCGCGUCGAUCCCGGCGCCGACUACGCCGCAGCAGCCACGCCCUCGCCCGCCGCGAGCGGCCUCUCCUCCCUCACGGACGAUCCCAAUUCGUUCGGCGCACUACCACAACAUCAGCAGCAGCAGAGCAACCGCUCGCCGCCCAUGGUUUCCGCCGCGAACCCCAAUCACUCGUACACCCGCAGCAGCGCAGCAUACUCGGACUACACCAGGUCUCCGCCCGUCGUCCGCAGCUCCGCAGCGUCGGACUACUACCCGCAGCUCAAGACGGCGUAUAAUACCCAGUCGGCGCACGGCGCGUCCGUAGCGCCCCACAACGUCUCCGCCCGCCGACAGUCGCAGGCCGAGCUCCCCCUCGUCCCCGCCGUGCCCCCGAUCCCGCUCGUGCGUUCGUUCAAGGAGGCCAGGGAGGAGAUGCACAGCGACGAUCCGAGAAAGAAAUACAAGUGCCCGAGCUGCCCGCGUGCGUUCGCCCGGGCGUACAACCUGAAGACGCACAUGGCGACGCACGACCCGAACCGACCCAAGCCGCACAUGUGCCCGCACAAGUCGUGCGGGCGCUCGUUCAGCCGCAAGCACGAUCUCGGCCGGCAUCUCGUCAGCAUCCACCGCGAGGACAGCUCGUCGGUGUACUCGAACGGCUCGACGGGGAGCGCACGCGUGAGCGCGGUCGGGGUCGAGAAAGGUCCCCGGGGGUGGUGUGAGAGCUGUGGGAAGGGAUGGGUCGGCCGCGACUACGGCUGUGAGUGUCGGGACGUGAAGUAGAGGAUGAGGAGGAGGAGUCCGCUGAUGGAUGACGACCGAUCUCGAUCUAUGCUCAUGAUGCAUUCGACCAGCCCCCCUUAUAUGUGCUCAGCCUGGCAGCGGUGUACGGGAGCCGCGCGCUCCCGACUCUUGGCCGUAGAACUGCCUGUGCUAUAGCACGCCGGGCCCGACGCUAUCUCCGUCGCGUACACGUCCCGCGUUGUAACCCUUUCGUCUUCUCCCCCGUCGCCCUGCGCCCUUGUCCGUGCUCGCUUUGGAACUCGAUCCGGUAUAGCGUCGUCGUAAUAUAAGUCUGUAUGAAUCUCUGUAUGCUUCAAGUAUUGUCUAUCUCCAUGCAAAUGUAACCGCAACCACUUGCUAGAACC
Molecule: messenger RNA, 1583 nt
Organism: Punctularia strigosozonata HHB-11173 SS5
Lineage: Eukaryota; Fungi; Basidiomycota; Agaricomycetes; Corticiales; Punctulariaceae
Exons: 3
Coding region: 1-1218 (405 amino acids)
Source: RefSeq, a predicted model, not a curated record